Molecule: messenger RNA, 3120 nt
Organism: Orcinus orca (killer whale)
Lineage: Eukaryota; Metazoa; Chordata; Mammalia; Artiodactyla; Delphinidae
Gene: SLC25A23
Product: solute carrier family 25 member 23
Exons: 12
Coding region: 182-1726 (514 amino acids)
Biological process (GO): transmembrane transport
Molecular function (GO): calcium ion binding; ATP transmembrane transporter activity
Source: RefSeq, a predicted model, not a curated record
CGGGCGGCGACGGCUAGCAGUCACCGCCUCCUACAAGUGCCAGAGCCGGGCAGACAGCGCGGAGGCUGCGGUGGCAGUGGCCACGGAGCUGGCCCUCCGGGGCCCCUGGGGGGAGGGGGAGCCGUCAAGCCCCCGCUGAGGCCGCCGCUACCGGGCCUCCCCUCCCCCCAGGGCGGGCGCCAUGCGGGGGGGCCCGGGCGAUGCGGAGCGGCGUGAGCGCUGGGGUCGCCUCUUCGAGGAGCUGGACACUAACAAGGAUGGUCGCCUGGACGUCCACGAGUUGCGCCAGGGACUGGCCCGUAUGGGCGGGGGCAGCCCGGACCGCGGAGCACAACAGGGCAUCUCCCCUGAGGGUGAUGCUGACUCAGAUGGCGGCCUUGACCUGGAGGAGUUUAUCCUCUAUCUGCAGGAGCGGGAACAGCGCCUGCUACUUCUGUUCCACAGUCUGGACCGGAAUCAGGAUGGUCAUAUCGACGUCUCUGAGAUCCAGCAGAGUUUCCGAGCUCUGGGCAUUUCCAUCUCACUGGAGCAGGCAGAGAAAAUCCUGCACAGCAUGGACCGUGAUGACACCAUGACCAUUGACUGGCAGGAAUGGCGUGACCACUUCCUGUUGCACUCGCUGGAGAAUGUGGAAGAUGUGCUGUAUUUCUGGAAGCAUUCCUCGGUCCUGGACAUUGGCGAGUGCCUGACUGUCCCGGAUGAGUUCUCGGAGCAGGAGAAGCUGACUGGCACGUGGUGGAAACAGCUGGUGGCGGGAGCGAUGGCGGGUGCCGUGUCCCGGACGGGCACAGCCCCCCUGGACCGCCUCAAGGUCUUCAUGCAGGUCCACGCCUCCAAGACCAACCGACUGAACAUCCUGGGAGGCCUACGGAGCAUGAUCCAAGAGGGGGGCGUGCGCUCCCUGUGGCGCGGCAACGGGAUUAACGUGCUCAAGAUUGCACCUGAGUCGGCAAUCAAGUUCAUGGCCUAUGAGCAGAUCAAGCGGGCCAUCUGGGGGCAGCAGGAGACACUGCACGUGCAGGAGCGCUUUGUGGCUGGCUCCCUGGCUGGUGCCACAGCCCAAACCAUCAUUUACCCCAUGGAGGUACUGAAGACACGGCUGACCCUUCGCCGGACGGGCCAGUAUAAGGGGCUGCUGGACUGUGCGUGGCGGAUCCUGGAGCGAGAAGGGCCCCGAGCCUUCUACCGCGGCUACCUGCCCAACGUGCUGGGCAUCAUCCCCUACGCAGGCAUUGACCUGGCCGUCUACGAGCUCACAGAAACGUGGGAGCAGGCGAAGAUGAGCUUCAAAGAUGCCCAUCCCCCCCAAAACGUGGGUCAGACGCGCCUCCAUCUCCAGACCCUGAAGAACCGGUGGCUCCAGCAGUAUAGCCACGACUCGGCCGACCCGGGCAUCCUCGUGCUCCUGGCCUGCGGCACCAUUUCCAGCACGUGUGGCCAGAUAGCCAGUUACCCCCUGGCCCUGGUCCGGACCCGCAUGCAGGCCCAAGCCUCCAUCGAGGGAGCCCCCCAGCUGUCCAUGCUGGGUCUGCUCCGUCACAUCCUGUCCCAGGAGGGCGUGCGGGGCCUCUACCGGGGCAUUGCCCCCAACUUCAUGAAGGUUAUCCCAGCCGUGAGCAUCUCCUACGUGGUCUACGAGAACAUGAAGCAGGCCCUGGGGGUCACGUCCAGACCCCAGCUGCCUCAGGCACCAGAUCCAGUGUCCUCAGGCAGUACUGGAUCCUAGAUCCACUGGCAGAUCCUAGAUCCCCAUGCUUCAAGUCCUGGAUCUCCAAGCUUGGCCACUGGAUUCUGGAUAUCAAGAAACCUCAGCGCACCGGAUCCUGACAGUGCAAUGCCUAGGUCCCGGGGCCCCAACCACUGGAUCUCAGACCCCCUCCAUCUAGCCACUGGAUUCCUGAAUCCCUUUACCUCGACACUGGGUCCUGGAUCCCUCUGCUUCGACUCCCGGAUCCCAUUUCAACCAUUAUACCCUCCACCACCGGAUCCCAGAUUUCCAAGCCCUGACCCACCAGAUCCUCACUCCUCAAACCACAGUCGCGAGAGCCCAAUGGCAGAGGAGCGGGUGCUGGCGACUACAGCUGUUGGACCCCAAAUCCCUUCACUGCAGGCGCUGGGUACUACAACCUCAUCCAUAAGAGGCAGACCCUACCACCUCCAGCCACUGGAUGCCAACCCCUUAACUCCCUGUUUCUGACCCAAGUCCUCCCAAGCACUAGAUCUUGAACGCUCAGAACCCCCAGUCUAGCUCCCAAUAGGCCAAUCAGUGUCCUGGAUCCCACGCGCCCCCGUCCCAGACACACACCAGAGCCCGGAGACCUCCCCCCAUGGCACAAACCCCAUAGUCUACGGAGCCUCCAGGAAACCCAGGUCCUAGCCUCCCAGCUUGAAAACCCACGGGACUUGUCCACUGUCCUGACACGUCUCAUGCCGGCCGCAAGGGGAGGAGAUGCCUCUCCCAGGCCCUGCACAGACACUGGACCCCCUACCUCCCCAGCAAAGCCUGGACUGCAGGGAAACUUCUCUCUCAAAUACUCCCCCAGCAGGGCCAUGUCUCACACCCCCUUCCCACUGUCUAGGCUGAUAACAACCCCCAGAGCCUGGGUCCCUUGGGAGGAUCCAGUCGCUCUUUCUUAGGGGCUGGCAAGGAGGCAAUCCAAGGCUGGGGACACAUUGAGGGGACCGCACACAUCUCCCAGCACUGCCAGCCCCUCCCCAGACUUCAGAGUUGGAAGCCAGAAGCAGCUUCCCUAAACCCAAGCAUCCAAGGAUGCAAAACAAACCCCAAACUCCCCAGCCCCCCAGAUUCAUUCCAGGUCUAUUUUUCUACCAGAGAGGAGCAGACAUUCCAUCCGCCCUAAUUCCCAGUACCCCCACCCUGUAUAUUCUGCACUUUAUAUUUGGAUUCUGAGCUUAGGCUUAUUGGGGGACCCCUCUCUCCAUUCCUUCCAAGUCCUUGGGGAACCCCAUUAAAGGACUGUAAAAGAAGAACUUGGAUUUGGGGGUGACGGUAUGACCCCCCACAAUGCUUCCACCUCCCCCACCUACACUACUCCCCACCUCCCUGCCUGUGUGUGUUAUUUCAAAGGAAAAGAACAAAGGAAUACGUUUUCUAAGCUC